This is a messenger RNA of Camelina sativa (false flax), 822 nucleotides long. RefSeq lists its product as uncharacterized. The record is from RefSeq and is a predicted model, not a curated record. Lineage: Eukaryota; Viridiplantae; Streptophyta; Magnoliopsida; Brassicales; Brassicaceae.
ACACCAUUCUCAUCACAGUCCAAUUACAUACCCGAUCACUAUAAUCACCCAACGGUCGAUACGCCACGUGUCAUAAUCAUCACCAUCUAUAUAUAAUAACAACAACUCUUUAUCUCUCUGAUAUUUUCUUCUUUUUUUUACAGAACACAACACAACACCACUCUGUUUUGUUUUGUUUUAAUCAUCACCAUGGCCACUGAUAGAGAGAAUCUACUCUCAGAUGAUUACGAUGAACCGGCGGCGUUUUGCGGAUGUGGGUAUUUUCGUAAACUCUGUGUAGUCCGGUGGCGGCGGCGAAAAGGAGGAGACGACGAGGAGGCGCGUCUCGAGCAUCGCAGUCGGAGCAGUGGAUGGAGCGGUGGUGGCUCUUUGCAAGAAGAAAGAGGGGGAAGGUGGGAGAGUGGGAAACUUAAGGGGCUAAAAGAGAUUUCUGAGAAAAUCGCGGGGCCAAAGUGGAAAAACUUUAUAAGAAGUUUUAGUAACAGCAGGAAGAAGAUGAGGAGAGAUGUUGAUUUCACUUAUGAUCUUAAAAACUAUAGUCUUAAUUUUGAUGACGGCGGUUGUGGUAGUAGUGAAGAUCCUUCACCGGAGAGGUUUGUAGCUCCGGUUGUUACCAAAGUUUGAUUUUUUUUUUUGUAAUGUUUUUUUUUUUAUCUUUAUGUUAAUAUAAAGAUACCUAUGGGGUUAUAAUUAAAUUCGUAAUGAAUUAGGUUCUAACUUGGUGUUCAAUCGCCACUAAUUAAAUUCGUGAUUGGCCAUUUGGGUAGCUAUAGUUUAAAUAGUUAGUAAACAGAAAACAGUAACUUAGUUUUUUUUUACUGA